AUGGACCCGGUGGCUGGUCCGCCGAGUCCGGGCCGUCAGGAGCAGCAGGGAGCAGCGGACCGUAGCCGGUCCCCCCACAUCCCGAUCGCGGACGAGGCGGCCGACUUGAGCGCCGACUUCGCCCGGGAGCUGAGCAGGAUCAUCGAGAACGUCGACGAGGAGAGGAUCCACGAGAGGAUGGAGGAGUUCGAAGUGGAAGCAAGACGCAGUCGUUGGGAGGCAGAGGAGACAGUUGCACGACGACUGCGAGAGCGUUACGCAGCCGAGGCGGUUGUCGAGAGCAGCGUGAGGGACGAGGCAAUUCAGGCGGCGGAGCACAGCGCGAGACACGGGAUGCAGGCGAUCCGGGCCGAGGCGCAAGAGCGCGAACGGCUAAGGGACCAGCAGCUCUUCGCGGAGCUCCGCCAGCGCGUCGAGAUCGUAGAGCACGAGGCGGCCCAGAACCAGGAUGUUCGAUGGAGGCAGGUGGUCGAGGGCAUUGCGGAAGAAUGCCGCGACCGCUGCCGAGCAGAGCUUCACGGUGAACUCGGCGUACAACAGCAGCAGUUCCUCUUGACCGAGGAAGGGGUCGAGCGGCAGGUCGCCGCGAGGUUCCGCGAGCUCGAGGCGAACGCCGAGCGCCGCGUGCGCUUGACCGAAGAGGGCUUGCGAAACGAGUGCGUCCACCUCGAAGGGCGCAAUGACGUGCUGGAGCUGCGCGCCCACACCCGCGCGGCUGAGGCCGCCCGCGUGCAGGCCGUCGCCACGGCCCGCCAGCAGAUCGCUGUGGAGGCGCGGGAGAAGCUGUUCCUCGACGAGCAGUCUGUCUUCGAGGAGCGGAUCGACAUGCUGCGAGAGCAUGUCCACGAGGAGUCCGAGGAGGCGGCGGUGUGGCGAUGGCAGAGCGACUCCACCCACGAGCAGCUUCAGGAGAGCAACAGGUACUCUGAGGUGUUCAGCACGGAGGCCAAUGAGUACAUCCAGAAGUUGGGGAACGAGAUCAGCGACGCCUUCCAGCGCUGCGCGGAGGCGACCGCCAGGGCAACGAGGACAGAGGCACUGGCGGAAAGUGAGAUGCGGAAGGUGGCCGAGGUCAGGCGGGAGCUGGCUGUGGCUCAGAGAUCCGCGCAGCACGUCGGGAUGACGCCGGCGCCACCGCCGCGUGCGCCGAUCACCAUGCUGCCCCCGCUCGCCAAGAGAGUCGUCAACCCGUUGACGUCUUCGGGAUUCCGUAUCGGGGACGCGGCGAAUCGUAGUCGCGUAGACCCUACGGCAACAGCUCCGCUGGCCGCCGCACCGGCGAUGCCGUCAGCAGCGUCGCAGGGCACGGUGCCAAGUUCAGGCAUCGGGGCGAGCCCGCCAGCGCAGCACUGCAUUGCCAGCAGCGACAGCGAGGACGAGGACGAGGCCUUCAUGCGCCGCCGCACGACGGUGAAGGAGAUGAAGAUCGACCCCCUCACGAGUGCAGCUGGUCUCCGGAAGUGGACCAACGCUUUGAUGACAGAGUGUUGCCGUGUUUCGAAUCGCUCAAAGGUCAGGGCGAUGAAGUACGUGAAGAGCGCGUUCGAGGCCGGCCGCGUCGAGGACGUCGAGUACAUCCCCAAGAAAUGGGACCUCUUCGACACGGAGCUCUGCUCUGCGCUGAAGUCCGGCGCUUCCGGCGCCAUAGACCGCCAGCUGACGCUCUACCAGGAGAAGAACGCGCGCCUCGGCACGCCCACGUCCGGCAGGGCGGUCCUCUACAUGAUCCUCCGGCGCUUUGAGCUCGACCACGGCAAGGCGCACCGCGUCCACCUCACGGCGCUCAACGCCUUGAAGUACAAUGGGGAUCUCGAGGUGUAUUUGGACGCCCUGGACGCCAGGCUCGCCCUAAUGACAGUCGAGCCGGACGAGGCGCUGCUACUCGCGAUCGUCGAGCCUGAGCUCCGGAAGGUUCCAGACCUCGCUUUCGAGUUUGCUCAGUUCGACCGCGCCCUCGACGACGCCCCGGAGAAGACGCUGGAGUUCUUGUAUGAUUCGGCCAGGAGGGCGUGCGCGAGAGCUACGCAGAACAAAACCGUCGACGCCCUGACCCCGACGCCGAAGCAGGUGAAGCAGGUCAGGCAGGCGACCCCGAAGGGGAAGGCCAAGGCCGCGGCCAGGGAGCCAGCCAAGCUUGUACCUGAACACCCACAGGUCGCCUGCGGAUUUUGGAGGUCCGGGAGUUGCAAGUUCGGCGACAAUUGCAAGCACGUCCACUGGAAGGACAGCGUUCACACGCCUACCGCGGCCUGGCCAGCAGGGACCGCGGUCACCCUCGGGCGGCAGCCCGGCGACAGGUGCAAGUUUUUCGCCGACGGCAAGUGUUCCCACGGGGACAAGUGCAUCUACAAGCACGGCGACGGCGACAAGCGGGACCUCGCGGCGGUCUUGAAGGCGAAGCGCGAGGCUGACGCCAAGCAGAAGGGCAAGGGCGGCGGCAAGAAGCUGCACCUCUGCUCGUCGGAGAGCCUGUGGGGGACCUCCGAUAAGUGGGUGUUGGACACCGCGGCCAGCUUCGACGCCUCGGGGAAGGGCCUCCAGGGGGCUCACAAGGAUCUCCACGACCAGGUCGCGGUCGAGACCGGCGGAGGCAACGUCCACUGCGAUCGCGCCGUCGUCACGCACCUCAGCGAGAUCGGCGAGGACGUGGAGGCAACCGUGCUGGAGGAUGCGGACGAGACGGUCCGAGUGCUGACAGUUGGGCGCCGCUGUGCCCAGUUGGGCUUCGAGUUCACCUGGAAGCCUUUCGCUCCUGCUCCGGACGUUUUCCGGCCUGAUGGCCGGCGCGUCGACGUGAAGGUCGACCCCGAUUUCGUGCCGUACGUCGAGUCGCAGCCCAAGCCCCGCAGGGACCCAUCUGCAGGCAAGCGGCUGCUGGUCAACGUCGCUGUGGUCGACGACGACGCGCUGAUCGACGACGUCCUGCCUCUGGAGGCGGAUCCGCCCCAAGACGACGACGUGGAUCAGGAGGCGGACGAGCACGAGGAGGACGAGAAGGACGUGGAGCAGGAGGGCGGGGAGGAGAUCUCGCAGAUCGGCAUUGUUGACGAGGCCGUGGAACCUGGGCAAGACGACGCUGCUAGGCACGUUGCCCGGGUGCUGGAGGGAGGCAUCACGAGCUACGACGGCGACCUGAUGCAGGACGACAAAAUCUUCCUCCGGAUCCAGCUUGAGGACUCCGUCGACGACAUCGUGCUGCCCUGCGACACGUCGCGCCUCACGAAGGAGCACCUCACGUUGCACCAGCCGGCCAUGCCGAAGUACUGUCCCGGGUGCCGGGGAGGCAAGCACGCCAAGUGGCCUUCGCGGCGACGCCCGGUCAGCGGCGUGUGCGUUCGCUGCGCCGACGCGGACGAGAGGCCGUUCGGCGCGUGCGUGCACUUGGACCACAUCGUCAUGCAGCCGGGCUCGGAGGCCCCCCGAUCGGCGAAGUACAGCUUGAACAUGCUCGACCUGCGUACGAAGUUCGCCGGAGUCUUUCCGGCGAGCUCCAGGGACGCCGACACCAUCGUCGAGGCCCACCACACCUUCGACAACGCUGUGCCUGAGAUCCGCCGCUGGUGGAGCGACAAUGCCCCCGAACUUGCGGCUGCGAGCCGCAGGAUCCGCAGGAUGCGGCCGUUCGCGCACUAUCGGAGCAUCCCACGUGCGCCGCAGAGCAACGGAGUCAUCGAGCGAUUCAACCGCACUGUGGUCGAGGGGGCCCGGGCUUUGCUCCUCAUGGCCGCCUUUCCGGCGUCGUGGUGGGUGUGCGCGAUCUGUUAUUGGUGCAUGCAGUAUAACGGCCACUGCAGGGGGGCGGACGGGUUCACUCCGUACGAGCGCCGCUACACGACGUCCGCCGAGUACGAGCAGUACCCGUUCGGAGCGCUAGUAUUCGUCGCUGCUGCCCGGCGCGCCGGGGCCAAACCUUCGAAAUGGAGCCCCAGGAUGGUGCCGCAUGUGCUGGUCGGCAUCGGCUGCGGGCCAGGCUUCGCGUGGAACCGGACGUACGGCGUCGUCAAGCUAGAGCACCUCCUCAACAGCGACCGGCCGUCCCGAGCAGGCAUCAGGUACUCCGCGGAGGUCGACUUCCCAGACCGCAUCAUAUUCCCCAUCCGCCAGCGCCUCAAGCUCGCCGGAGCAUCCAAGGAUGCGAGCUUCCCAGCGCCAGCAGUGACUGGCGACAACGAGUCGUGGGCGUUGCAGCUGUCCGAGGUGAGCGAGGAGCCGGGCGACGAGGCCUACGACGGGGCCAUGGAGGAGAACGCCCCGAAGCUGGAGCCCGGCAACUUCGUCGAGUCCGUCGUGCUGGACCCCGAGGACUCGCAGGCGGCGGACGACCCGGAGCCAGAGGAGGAGGUGGUCGAGAGGAACGGCGGCGAGCAGGCCGCCACCGAACACGAGCCUAAGGACGAGCCUGCCGAGCUCGGCCGUGCGGAGUUGGAGGUUGAGGGGAAUCGUGCGCCCAAGGGCUGGAGGAUUGACACCUUCCCGCACGGGCACCAUACGAGGACGAUUUCGGUUCCGCCCUGGAGCCGGAGGCCGCCCACGGUCCUCCCCGAGGCAUGGCUCAUGUUCAAGAAAUCUCACCAGGAGAAGUUGCGCCAGGAGUGGAAGGAGAAGGGUCCCGUGGGCUUCGCCGCUCAAGAAGCUCGGAAGGCGGCAUAUGAACAUGCCAAGCGGACCAGGGGGAGCCUCCCGGCAAGUGCCGUGGACGCUGCACGCGAGGACGCUCGUGGACCCCCGGCUCCUGAAGUACCGGCUGUGGCCCAGCUCAUGUACGUGGGCAGGGAUCGGCCGAGCGCGACGCCCGAGAACGAGGCCGCGCAAGUUCAAGAUGUUCCUGCUGCUGCGACGGCCGGCGCGGUGGCCACGCGUCUGAGCCAAUCUGGACUGCAGGGCGACAUCUUGCGGACCGCUCGCACGAAAAUACAGAGCGGGCAGUUCAAGGUUGUUGUGGUGGAUAUAUCUACGGAGGAGGAUUCGAAUAUCGCGGAGCUCAUGCCGCAGCACGCCCUGACCGUCAGAGUCACGGAGGGCGACGAGCUGUGCAGGAAGGAGACCAUCAGGGCGCUGCACGGCAUCGUCCGGGCUUGCAGCCAGCUUGGCAUUCCGCUGCACGUCUGGGUCAGCACGGUGCGCACGCCAGGCGAACUCCCAGACCGCCCUGUUGUGGUCGCUGUUGGCCUUUGCCGCCACGUCGUCAAGCAGGGGGGCUACAUCUACUGGGGGUGGCCGCCGACGUCCUCCGUGUGGUUGCGCACCGACGUGCGGCAGCUGCUAGAGUACGCUGGAUCUGAUCCUCGUGACGUCUCGAUGGCUAGCCUCAGCGAGUCUGCCGUGGAGGGCCAGAGCGAAGACCCCAUCAAGCGCCGCACGAACGACCUCCUGCGUGUGUUCACGAACAGCGCGGGGCUCCUUAAGUUGCUCGAGCCGCACGCCCAGGUGCCGGAGAUGCCGCUGGAGUCGAUCGACGGCUGUCGCGACGAAAGUGUGGACCUCCGAGGGCCAUGCUCCCAGGAGCUCGCACGUCUGAUCUGGCAGUCCAUCUUGCCCAUCGCCGGGGGCCACGCCGACCACGACGACAUCGCGCAGAACGACGUCGGCAGGAAGACGCCUAAGUGGUCCGUGCUGGUCACCCGGAAGGUCCCGCUGAAGUCGGAGGAAGCAAAGUCGGCCAAGGCACGGGCUGCCAUAGACAAGGAGCUCUCUGGGCACCGUGCCCGGAAAACCUGGGAUGAGUCCACGGUGAGGGAAUACAAGGACCUCAUGCUCGACAACUCGAAGGCCGAGGUCAUGACGGGCCGCAUCUUCGGGAUCUUGGGCGAGACCAACGCCGAAGCGGAGCAUGAGGAGGAUAGGAGGAUGAAAUUUCGUGCAGUGUUCCAGGGAUCGAACAUCAGAACUAAAGCGGGGACGGCGGCGGUGAACUUGUACGAGGAGGUGAGCAACAGCCCGGCGUCUUUCGUCGCCAUUCGGUGCACCAUGGCGGCUCGCAUCAACGUGGACGGCAGGAUCGAGACGUGGGUUGAGAUACCCAGGGAGUGGUGGCCCGACUCGUGGUUCGAGGGGGGUGACAGGAGCAAGCCACUAUACGUUCGGCCCGUGUGCCUGCUCCUCCUAGCCUUGUACGGGCACCCGGAGGCAGGAGCCCUGUGGGAGAAGAAGCUCACCCAGGUAUUGCUCGGACUCGGAUGGCAUUCGGUGCCCUCUUGGCCGGGCGCGUUCGUCCAUGCCGACGGGAGCAUGCUGACCGUCUACGUCGACGACCUGCUCCUGGCGGCUCUGGGGUGCAAGGCCGACGCCCACUGGGAGGCGCUGUGCAAGCGCAUCGAGUUCAAGGACGAGCCGGCGCCGGUGAACAAGUUCAUUGGUGCGUACUACGCCCUCGACCCUUUCGAUCCGAAGCUCCCCGAUGCGCCUCGCACAGUCACGACGUCGAUGAUCGAUUACACCAGGGCGAUGGUAGAGCGCUUCUGCACCGACGCCGGCCUCAGGAUCACCAGGCCCGUGGACACGCCGUACAUCUCAGCCGAGUCCUGGGCGCAGGACUCCGAGGAGGCAGGGAGGUUUGCAGACGUCGCGGCGUCGCACUCUGCCUCGUCUCUCUUCUUGUGCCGUGUUGGGCGGCCCGACCUGGCUGCAGCCACGCAGCGUCUGUGUAGCGGAGUGUCGCGCUGGACCACUGUCCACGACCUAGCGUUCAUCCGUGUCAUGACGUAUGCUGCUUGCACCUCCACGCACGUCCUCAAGGGCACGCUUGCCCCGGCCGACGUGGACGAUCUGUUGCUGCUGACGUACUCUGACGCCGAUUGGAACGGCGACCCGAUGACCAGCAAGUCCGUGACCGGAUGGUGGAUUGAGCUGUUCUCGCCGGCCUCUGGCCGUAGCUUCCCAUUGUCUUGGGGAUGUUCGCAGCAGUCGUCUACUGGAGGAUCCACCGCGGAGACUGAGACAGUCGCAUUCUCCCAUGUCGUGCGGCGCGAGGCCAUACCUAUCCAGAUGCUCCUGGACGAGGUCCUCCCACGCAGGAUUGGGAUAGCGUGCAGGGUCGACAACAUGCAGACGAUCCAAGCCGUGACCAAAGGAUAUUCGAAGCGGCUGCGCCACCUGCCGCGCACGCAGCGCGUCUGCGUCGGCAUGCUGCACGAGAUGUUGAACGACCGGGGCCUCCAGCUGAGCAUAGAGCACUGCCCCACCUUGCAGAUGAAGGCCGACCUCUUCACCAAGGUCCUGAAUGGCCCGAAGUUCCGAGCAGCGCUGGAGAUGAUCCACAUGAUGCCACAGGCUUGA
This is a messenger RNA of Prorocentrum cordatum, 7275 nucleotides long. The record is from the annotation of a GenBank genome assembly. NCBI's taxonomy places the organism in Eukaryota, Dinophyceae, Prorocentrales, Prorocentraceae.